UUUAUGAUAUUCGCAGCUGAUUGUGCGAAGUAAUAUCGAUACUAGUUACUUCUACGAGCAGAACAUUCUUCAUGAUUCCUGACUAACGGUUAAGGCGUUAGAUAAAUGUUAUUAUCCGUGAACGGUCUUUGUUUUGUAGAAAUAGAAAGAUCAUUCGGCAAACAUAGUGUGAAAAGCUUAAUCACUAAAUGAGUAAAUUGGAGACUUGCUUGAAGCUGAAACCGUUGCCACUACUCUAGUUAACCGAUUAAGUUAGUACCAACAGAAGUAACAGUAUCGGUGAUAGUAUCCAGUACUUGUUACUCCUGAUAUUACUUAAUUUAAAUUAUUAGUUUGCUAGUUCCAUAAAUUAAGUGUAAAUAUUAACAGUUAACUUGUAAGAGCAUCGUACUACUUGCAACUUGCUGUCUUCUACAACCGUAUAAGUUCUUACCUUUCUAGACCUGCCACGACAGACCUGGUGUAUUGUAUUUUGAAAUUUUAGAUUCCCAUUGCCAUCAAUAUUUAAAUAUCGCGCAUCAAAUUAAUUAUGGCUAGUCAAAGAAGACUUCACAGUCAUAUAGUAAAUUAUCAAGAGUCGGAUGAUGACGAGAAAAAUUCAGGAAGCAAUUCUCCAAUCAUUGGAAUUCCAGCUUAUAACUUUCCUAAGGUUAUAAUGGAUGAUGGCUUAAACUCAAACUACAAACUUGCAGCAGAGAAAAUCCUACAGCAUACCCAAGAACACAUGAUGGGAAAUGAGAUUUCAGCACCUUAUGAAGUGCCUCAUUUUCCUAUUGAAGUAUUUGAAUCUAAGAAAGCCAUACAGAGACAACUAUCAACGAGUAAAGACAAGGAUGAGAUAGUUCAAAAAGAACUAGAAGAUAGGCGCAGUCAUUUUGAUGGUGACACAAAGUCUUUUCCUGAUGUAUAUGAGGAUCCUGUGAGCCAGCUUAACGUCCAUGACUUUGUGCCUAAUUUCCAGAGAGUUUCUAUCAGUGGAGAGGAAACUUCAGGGAAGAAGAAAGCGGCAGAGGUUGCUGUUACUAGCCUAUUUCCCUCUCAUUGGAGGCGACCACGUGUGCGCACCUUCCCACAGAUGCUCAUGUUUGAUACUUUGGUUCCAACUGAAGACUUACACAUAGCAUCAAGGCUUCUAAUUGAAGCCAUUCGACUGAGGAAGAGUUAUAUGGAAGUUUCUAACCAAAGUUUUCCCUCAUUAACGUCUCGUUUUUUACAGUCUGUGAAAGGUGAUAAUGGUAAUACUGAGAAUAUGUUCAUGGAAGCAAAUCUGGCUGAGACCCAAAGUGGUGAAGACCAUCCUUACCAUGACCCUCCAACUGUAAAACACCCCUGGACAUGUGUUCUCCCAGAAAGUGCAGGAUACCAACUAAAGAUGGAAGAUGGAGUAAUUCAAGUCUAUCCCAGCAAAGAAGAUGUGGAAAAUGGACAUCGUUGUGACUAUCCUUUCCCCUCACUGUCAGUUUUUGUCCGUGACAUGAACUUGAUGUGUGCAAUGAUUGCAGAUGGACCCUUGAAAUCCUUCUGCUACCGAAGGUUAAGUUACUUGUCUUCCAAGUAUCAACUGCAUGUACUGCUGAAUGAGUUGCGAGAGCUGGCUGCACAGAAGGCUGUUCCUCAUCGAGAUUUCUAUAACACUAGAAAGGUGGACACCCAUAUUCAUGCUUCUUCGUGUAUGAACCAAAAGCACUUACUGCGUUUUAUUAAGAAAAAGAUUAAAAUCUGUCAUGCAGACAUUGUAUGUAAGAAAGAUGGUGUUCCAAUGACUCUAGACAUGGAUCGAAACACCUUCCAUAGAUUUGACAAGUUCAAUGCCAAGUACAACCCCAUCGGAGAGAGCAGUCUUAGAGAAAUUUUUCUUAAGACUGAUAACUACAUCAAUGGCAAAUACUUUGCAUUAAUUCUCAAAGAAGUGAUGUUUGACCUUGAAGAAAGCAAAUACCAAAAUGCAGAGUUGCGGCUAUCUAUUUAUGGGAGAAAGAGUGAUGAAUGGGAUCGUCUUGCUAAGUGGGCUGUGGAUAAUGAUGUGUAUUCUGAUAACGUUAGAUGGUUGAUUCAGAUUCCCCGACUUUAUGAUAUCUACAAGUCUAUUAAUCUUGUAGAGAACUUCCAGCAGAUUCUGGACAAUAUUUUCAUGCCAUUGUUUGAAGCCACUAAUGAUCCUCAGAGUCAUCCUGAGCUUCAUGUUUUCCUGCAGUAUGUGAUUGGCUUUGACUCUGUGGAUGAUGAGUCUAAACCAGAAAACCCUAUGUUUGACCAGGAUGUUUCCUUUCCAGCAGAUUGGAAUGACAGUGAAAAUCCUCCUUAUAACUAUUACUUAUAUUACAUGUUUGCUAACAUGACCGUUCUCAACCACUUCAGAAAGGAACGUGGAUUCAACACAUUUUAUCUUCGUCCUCACUGUGGUGAAGCAGGGCCAGUUCAACAUUUGAUAGGUGGAUUUCUUCUUAGUGAGAACAUUUCUCAUGGCUUGCUUCUUCGUAAGGUACCUGUUUUACAGUACCUAUACUACUUAGUCCAGAUUGGAAUUGCCAUGUCUCCUCUAAGCAACAACUCACUGUUCUUGAAUUAUCAUCGUAACCCUCUUCCUGAGUACCUCAGUCGAGGCCUUUGUGUAUCUCUGUCUUCAGAUGACCCUCUGCAGUUCCACUUCACCAAGGAACCACUGAUGGAAGAGUAUAGCAUUGCAGCACAAGUGUGGAAGAUGAGUAGUUGUGACAUGUGUGAACUAGCUCGUAAUAGUGUGCUUAUGAGUGGAUUUCCACACAAGGUGAAACAGUACUGGCUGGGUCCAAACUAUACUCGAGAGGGAGUUCCAGGAAAUGACUUGAGUCGUACCAAUCUCCCUGAUAUCAGAGUUGCCUAUCGUUAUGAAACCAUUGUAGAAGAACUUUCUACAAUCUUUCGUGUUGUCCAGCAUACUUAAGUGAAUAGAAGAAAUAUUAAGAUGGCUGCAAACACUAUUAUUAUUAUUCUUUAGAACAUCCUGAGCAAUUUAAAAGCAUUUAGGACUUGACUGUAGAUGUUUGUACCUAAGUGUUGUUUUUAGUUUUGAUAAUUAGUAACUGUAAUAUUUCUGUGCACAUUAGUAGGAAUUAAUAUUUAAUGGUUCUUAUAGGGGAAAAAAAAAUCACUAAUACUUGAACUUAACACAUUUUUUCUGUCUACUGUUUGUUGAGAAGAUUUGCACUGGACAGUACAGAACCAAAAAACACAAACAAUCUGCAUUGUACAUUAGAGGGUAUUAUGAAUAGAAAUAUAUUGUAAUACAUGUCUUGUGUGCUAUGCAUGUUUUUGAUUGUAAUUCAAUAAUAAUCAAACUUCAGCUCACUGAAUUACAACUAAUUUAGUGCAAGAAAGCAUGAUAAUCAAAAUUAACAUUGUGUUGGGUAUUUGCAUUCUAUAUGGUUUAGAUGUUUGAGUUUAGAUUACUUUUUGCUAUCUAUAAAUUACCUCAAUUAAUACAUAAUGACUGAAAUUUUUAUUUCAAUCACGAAGGAAGUAUGCAUCAAAUUAAGAAUGUGACCAGUAUUAUAAUGUAUAGUACUUUGUUGAAGACUUGGUAAUUAUGUGCCAACAUAUAUAGAAGAUUAAAUUAAUAUUUAAAUUGACAGCUAAAAAUAAUUUCAGAUACAUUCAAAAAGUGAAGUGCUUUUUGUUGAGCUAUAAACAAAGAUUAUAACAUUACACCCUGAAGAGAGUUAAACUUGUGUUAUUGGCUUAACAACUUAUUGGAAUGUUAGUUAAGGCAUUAGUUUUGUAAUACUAUGUUGUGUGGCACAGUUUUAAGAAGAAUUAAAUUGAUAGCUAGAUCAGUGAUUUUGAGCUUUAUCAUGAAAGAUUCAUGUGUCUUAGUACUACAGUUCAACAGUUUAAAGAGGAAUGAAUGUUAUACAAAAUGUGUAGAUUUCCAAUUUGCUGUUAUAACUUAUAAAUUACCUGUGAAAUUCGUGAGAAACAACAACCACACAAAAAAACCUUCACAUUUUGUAUUCAGUUACCAUUCACAUCUAGUUAUCAAUUUAUAAUAAGUAGGCUUACAUAGCCAAUCCUGAGAGCUAUAGAUCCAUGAUGUGGGGCCUCUAAAUUUGAAAAUUCCCCAAAUCUGAAUUUAGAUAGUUCUUAAGAAUAGCAUUUUACACAUUAGGACAAAAUUUCAAGUGAAUAAGUUGAAUUAGGUGUGAGAGCUCUUCCCCUUCACCCAAUUUUUGAAGCCCCUUUACUCAUGACUUUUUUCAUUUAUCUUCACAAAUGUAACCUACCCGUAAAUUGAAAACAAAACCUGGAAAAAAAAAAAAAGAGUAGGAUUUAACUAGAAGUCCACCAUGGGCUGGCAUUACACAUGAUAGAACAGUGGUUCAUAGGUUUAAAUAUUACAUAUUUGUUUGAGAAGGGAAUUAGUAUUUUGCAUAGUGAAAAUACUUAAUUCAAGAUUAAAAUUUUUAAGUAACACAGGGGUAACUAUUUAUUUUUUAAAAAUAGAUAUUGAUGAGUAUUUCAGAAAAUUAGUUUUGUGCAGUAACUUGUUUAUAGGUGAUAGCCCAGUUUUCAUAUCUAUAGUAUGUGCACUGUUGUAGUUGUGUAUGAAUAAAAAUUUCAAUCUUGCCUUUGUA
Molecule: messenger RNA, 4610 nt
Organism: Limulus polyphemus (Atlantic horseshoe crab)
Lineage: Eukaryota; Metazoa; Arthropoda; Merostomata; Xiphosura; Limulidae
Product: AMP deaminase 2
Biological process (GO): AMP metabolic process; IMP salvage
Cellular component (GO): cytosol
Molecular function (GO): AMP deaminase activity
Source: RefSeq, a predicted model, not a curated record